Messenger RNA from Lates calcarifer (barramundi perch), 1739 nucleotides. Its product is annotated as dickkopf-related protein 3. Gene Ontology annotation, molecular function: co-receptor binding; receptor antagonist activity. The record is from RefSeq and is a predicted model, not a curated record. The coding region runs from base 391 to 981 and encodes 196 amino acids. Gene Ontology annotation, cellular component: extracellular region. Gene Ontology annotation, biological process: multicellular organism development; negative regulation of canonical Wnt signaling pathway. The transcript has 7 exons. NCBI's taxonomy places the organism in Eukaryota, Metazoa, Chordata, Actinopteri, Centropomidae.
AUUCUUCCUGCAGACAAACUCACCUCUAGUGACAGGCUGGUCCUCAAGUACUGUUGAAGAAGGUGUUGGACCUGGGGAAGAGUGGUUGAAGGAGCUCAUAGAUCCCUCAGCCAUUUUGCCAUGACACCAUCAAGUGUCUUUCUGAUGGUGAACCAGAGAGGAUCCAGGUUGAUGUUACAUAAGGACAGUGGUUCCCAGCCUGGGUGACGGCACCCCUUGCGGGGUCAUGAGAUGAAUCUAACGAGUUGUGAGCUGACUGAUUUAUUGAAGAGAUUCCCAUUGGACAAGAGUUGGAGGGUCUCGGAAAUUAGGAUCAGACACCUCCCGCCCCCCCCAAAAAAGGCAAAAGCCACAGUAUAACAGGGCUACUAGUGAUCUUGUCCAACUGAAAUGUUUGGGAAUCUGUGGAUACUCUGCCUGUGUCUGUGCUUCUCCUGGGCUGAAGCUCGUAUAUGGGCCUGGAUGCUCAACAUGCCUCACAGUCCUCCCAAAGAUGGAGCAAAGGCACUUAGAGAAAGCACUCCCAUCGCCAAAGCAAUCACGGCUGUGUGCGACCAUGACAGAUCCUGUGGGCGGGGUUUUUCCUGUGAUCGUCACUUUGGUCUGUGUGUCCCUCUGCGAGGGGAGGGCCACUAUUGUCGGAGGGACGCCCAGUGUGUCCGUGGCCUCAGCUGCAUGUUUGGGAAGUGCCACCGUAGCAUCCCCAAUGGACAAGAGGGGGCCAGAUGUAAAGUUGACAGGGAUUGUGGGGCAUCUAUGUGCUGUGCCCGACACCAUGGUGAGCAGGUGUGCAAGAGACGUUUGAUUCGUGGCGAGAGCUGCUAUGUGCCCGAUGGUGGCCUGGCAUUCAGCAUAAACCAGAUUUGUCCAUGUGACGAGGGGCUGCUGUGUCGUGAAAACAGUGCACCACACAGGAGAGAGAGAGAUUUUUUUUAUCAGCCAGAAAGAACAAGUUGGACCUGUCAAGUGCCCAAACCAUGAUGCCAACCUCAAUACUAAAGCUAUUUAAUAUGUACAUAUGUUAUAUAUGAUUGUAUAUAAAGAAAUGUAUGUUAUUUCCAAAUAUGUUCUUAUGGCAAGGAUGUUUUUGUAUCAUUUCAUUCUGUAAAUUUUGACAAAAGCACUACUGUAUGUAGCUGAGCUCAACAAAGCUGUGUCUUCUACAAUAUCUUCCUCAUGCAUUUAGUGAUCUUUGAGUAUAUCUAUAAUGUCUAGUUUAAAGAAUAAAAAGACAUUUGUUUUUCACAACAUUUACUAUAAUCACUGCUCUCUUUGUUUUGAACAUACAGGGGAUGUUGCAAAGAAUUAAACACACAAUAAACCCAAAUGAAUAAAAAAGAAAAAAAAAACUGAACUUUUGUUCACAGUUUAAAAUCAAAAAGAUGGAUUUUGGGUGCUUGGACUGUACAGACCCAUAAACACAGACUCGAUCUCCGUCUGAGCUUGUUUCUGGAAUCACAGGCCACCAUUGCAUAACAUGGUGAAAUCUUGUGGCUCCUGAUUGUUAGCAUCACCAGAUGCUGUAACGCUAUCUGUCCCCUGACCCCUUCUAAGAUCAGUAUCUUCCUCGGACUAUCCCUUUACGAAUUCCCCCUUCGCUCCAUUCAGAUGCUAAUCGUCUGCAGUUUGCCCCUUCAAUUGCUUGGUGACUUGAAUUGUUCUGUGAAGGACAUUAGUGUCUAACAUCUUUGCUAUCGUCUUACAGCUCUUAUCAUUAGGUCUUUGCAAGGAGGUAUUUG